Penicillium macrosclerotiorum is the source of this 1794-nucleotide messenger RNA. It is a transcript of the gene yap1, whose product is annotated as putative bZIP transcription factor AP-1/Yap1. Bases 1 to 1794 code for a protein of 597 amino acids. Gene Ontology annotation, cellular component: RNA polymerase II transcription regulator complex. The transcript has 3 exons. Gene Ontology annotation, molecular function: transcription cis-regulatory region binding; DNA-binding transcription activator activity, RNA polymerase II-specific. Lineage: Eukaryota; Fungi; Ascomycota; Eurotiomycetes; Eurotiales; Aspergillaceae. The record is from RefSeq and is a predicted model, not a curated record.
AUGGGCGACUACGAGCAGCUCUAUCAGCAGGGGCUUUACCUGUCCCCCAACCAGCAGGAUUUGCUGCUGGCCGCCCUGUCGUCCAACACGCCCGCCCACAAGCAACCUCAGUCAAACCCCAACCACACCCCCCUUAUCAAACCCGACCCCAGCCCAGAUCGCCACUCCCCCAAUGGAAUCAGCGCUCCCCCUUCCGGAGGUUUCGAUUCCGCUCAGCUCAAUACAUUUGGCUUUGGUGAUGAUGAGAGCCCAUUCCUCGACUUCAUUCCGGAGGCCGACUUUGAGUUUCCGGGAUCCGCAGAGCUGAUUGGCGAACUGCCCGGAGGAACAGGAACCGAAUAUGAACUUGGCGAAAAGCGCAAAUCCAUGGACGGUAGCGUCGAGACGGAAGGCGAGGAAACCGGGAAGAAGCGACGGGAAAGCGAGGCAAAGAAGCCCGGUCGCAAGCCACUGACCUCUGAGCCCACCACGAAACGGAAGGCACAGAACCGGGCCGCUCAGAGGGCAUUCCGCGAACGCAAGGAAAAGCAUUUGAAGGAUUUGGAGACCAAGGUGGAUGAGCUGCAGAAGUCUUCAGAUUCAGCCAACCAGGAAAAUGGAUUAUUGCGAGCCCAGGUGGAACGACUACAAGUCGAACUGCGUGAGUACCGCAAGCGUCUCUCAUGGAUGACGAGCAGCAACGGGAUCUCAGCCAUGAGUGCCAUUCCAAGUGCCCAUUCACGAGGAGCGUAUGGCCUGCAGAACAAUGAUCUUCUGUUUGACUUUCCCAAAUUCGGGGACUUGCCAGGCUCGCAUCUCUUCAAUGGCCAAGCCAACAAAAAUGAUCAACCCAAGAAGGAUGGCAGUAACCGUGCUCCCGGUGUAUUGAGCCGGGACACAUUAAACGGCUUCCAAAACUUCCAUGCUUCCCGGGCCGGCGAUGCCUCCAAGUCGAAUGCCAGCACACCCACUGGACCUGGUAGCGCUAAGUCGAACUCUGCUGGUUCAUACGGAACCCCUGGUAGCAGCACAUCUAUUAAGACCCCUUAUAAUAACCUGAAGCCAUCCACUGGAUCGACCAACGAUACAGCUACUUCGGAUUCUCCCUCCUCUUCAUCCGAUUCUCACCAGAGUCAGUUGCUCUCUUCGAGUGGUACUUCCCCCGAACCGAGCUUGAACUCUCCGCCCGAGGCAAAGCCCCAUGACUCCGGGAACAUUUGCGGGAUCCACGGCUCCAUUAAUGGUGAGGAAUCAUUCUGUGCAAAACUUGGCAUGGCCUGCGGCAACAUCAAUAACCCCAUUCCAGCUGCUCGAGACCAAAAUUCAAAGCCUCAGAGUGUCUCGAGCGACCAACCGGUCUCGUCCUCCACCGAGGACCCGGUCGGAUUCGAUUGGCUGGCUCAACAAAAUGGCGGUCAGUUUGAUCCAGUUCUUUUUGGAGACUGGCGCGAGCCGCAGGAUGCCGUACUGUCUCAAGACUUUGGCUCUUUCUUCAACGACGCAUUCCCCUUGCCCGAUUUGGGUAGUCCAUCACACAACCUUUCGGAGGCCGCGGUCCAACAGGCGCCCAAGAAGGACCUGAUUGCUCAGAUUGAUAGCAAGUUGGAGGAGGAGGUUGUUCCAGGCGAGGACAAAUCCCAGAUGCUAUCAUGCACCAAGAUCUGGGAUCGUCUUCAAUCCAUGGAGAAGUUCCGCAAUGGCGAGAUCGACGUCGACAAUCUCUGCUCUGAACUACGCACCAAGGCUCGUUGCUCCGAGGGCGGUGUAGUUGUGAAUCAGCGCGAUGUUGAUGAUAUCAUGGGUCGCGCCAAGUAA